Messenger RNA from Acipenser ruthenus (sterlet), 4514 nucleotides. RefSeq names its product angiomotin like 2a (gene amotl2a). The record is from RefSeq and is a predicted model, not a curated record. Gene Ontology annotation, biological process: angiogenesis; actin cytoskeleton organization; establishment of cell polarity involved in ameboidal cell migration. The coding region runs from base 303 to 2531 and encodes 742 amino acids. NCBI's taxonomy places the organism in Eukaryota, Metazoa, Chordata, Actinopteri, Acipenseriformes, Acipenseridae. Gene Ontology annotation, cellular component: bicellular tight junction; plasma membrane; cytoplasmic vesicle. The transcript is spliced from 11 exons.
UAGCUCAGCGAGCAGUGGGGCUAGCUCAGUCUACAGCGAGGAAGCGCGCAGCAUACAUCUACACGCGUUAUUACUGAACCACUAAAGUACAGUCAGUAUACAUUUACAGCUACAGUAUACGCGUCCUUACUGUGCAUUUACUUCCCAUGGAACAGAUCGUGGAUUUAUUAUCUACAAUCAAUUUACACUAGUUUGCCAUUUUUAAUCUUCAUAUGAAGUUGUGAUCGGAUCCUGUGAAAACCACCAGCAGCCAAUUCCCCCUUGACAUUACCAGUUCCUUCUGUAAACCCGACCCCCUCACCAUGAGAACCGCAGAGGAAUCGUCCGGCACGGUCCUCCACCGGCUGAUCCAGGAGCAGCUCCGAUACGGCAACCUGACAGACACUCGCACCCUGCUGGCCAUCCAGCAGCAGGCCCUGCGAGGGGGAGGUAGUGGAGGGGGCGCGGGCAGCCCUCGCUCCUCCCUGGAGAGCCUGACCCAAGAUGAGUGUCAGCUGGUCCACCUCUCCACCAGACAGGAGCCCCAAGGACAGGAGCAUCAGGGCGACCACCAGCACUCCGAGAGCUCCCAGCGGUGCCUCUACCAGCAUCACGGAGAGGAGCUGCCCACCUACGAGGAAGCCAAGGCCCACUCCCAGUACCUGGCCUCCCAGGGGCUGCAGAUGGGCUUCCCCUUAACCAUGGAGGACACUAUGAGUGUCCACCAUGAUGAUGGCCUGAAGGACCUGAAGCAUGGCCACGUGCGUUCUCUCAGUGAGCGCCUCAUGCAGCUCUCUCUAGAGAGGAAUGGAGCGAAACCCCACUCAGCCAUGAGCUCCUCACACAGCUACCCUCAGCUCUCCAAAAACUACGCCCACCAGGGCUCCCAGUUGCAGCAGCAGCAGCAGCCAGCAGACCAUCGAGGCCCCCCACCAGAGUACCCUUUCCUGGUCAAGUCUCCCGGGCCCAUGCUGAGCCACUCCCAGGAGCAGGGACACUACUACAACAAGCCCCCUCCCUCCUUCCACCAUCACACCCACAGGUAUGUGCAAGCCCAGCCCCCACCACACCACCAGGCUGCCAGGCACAGCCCUCUCUCUACACUGACCCCUGCUGGAGUGGAGGCCUUCCUAGCUGCCCAGGCAGCCUCAUCCAGCAGCCAGGUGGCCCAGAUGGAGAAGCUAAGGAGGGAGAACGAGAGGCUGAGGAGGGAGGCGGAGGGGUACAGCGAGAAGGCAGCCCGCAUCCACAAGUUGGAAAUUGAGAUCCAGCGCAUAUCUGAAGCCUACGAGACAUUGAUGAAGGGCUCUGCAAAACGGGAGGGUCUGGAGAAAGCCAUGAGGAACAAGAUGGAGGCAGAGAUCCGGAGGCUACACGAUUUUAACCGGGAUUUGAGAGAUCGUCUAGAAACUGCCAACAAACAGCUGACAGCGAAGGAGAUGGAAGUUUCAGAUCAAAACCAGAACAGCAUGGCCAAGCUCCUAACACAAAGCCGCACGCUGCAGUGUGAGAAGGAGCGGUCUGAGCGGGAGGAGUCAGCCCUGCGCAGCUCAAACGAGGAGCAGCGCUGCAGGCUGCAGGUGCUGGAGCAGGCGCUGGGUUGCGCUCAGAGCAAGGUGGCCCGGCUGGAGGAGGAGUUGUGCAGGAAGAGAGCAUACGUGGAGAAGGUGGAGCGGCUGCAGCACGCCCUGUCCCAGCUGCAGACAGUCUGCGAGAAGAGGGAGCAGCUGGAGCAGAGACUGCGCACCCGGCUGGAGCAAGAGCUGAAGGCACUGCGCUCACAGCAGCGUCAGGGCAGUAGCCAGGGCCUGCCCCCCCCCUCGGAGCAGAGCACCCUCCAGCUGAUGGAGUGUCUGCGUGAGAAGGAGGAGCGCAUCCUGGCUCUGGAGGCCGACAUGACCAAGUGGGAGCAGAAAUACCUGGAGGAGAGCACCAUGAGGCAGUUUGCAAUGGAUGCGGCUGCCACUGCUGCAGCACAGAGAGACACUACCAUCAUCAACCACUCCCCCCGACACUCUCCCAACAGCAGCUUCAAUGAGGACCUGGUCUUGGCCAGCCACCGCCACCAAGAGAUGGAGAAUAGAAUUCGUGACCUGCACACUCAGAUCCUGGAGAAGGACGCAGUGAUCAAGGUGCUGCAGCAGCGGUCCCGUCGAGACCAGGGCAAGGGGGAGCAGCCUGUCCUGCGGCUGGCCAAAUCUGUCCCCUCCAUCGCCAGCACCACCGCGGCCACACCGAUCUGGCACAGCCCCGGCUGCACCGCUGUGCACCGAGGAGCCAUGGUUAAGAGCCUGUCGGACGACCAGACAGCAAGCUCCUCCUCCACCUCUGUGCCCCUGACCACUCGCUCCAAACACGGCAGUCAGGAUGGGAGCACCCAAACUGAGACAACCUCGCCAGAGCCCUCCCCCAGCAAUGAGCCCACUGCCACUGCCAGUGAGGAGCCCCAAGCAGCACCCGCCACUUUCGAUAACUCGGAGCAACUGGCGCCCUUCAGUGCCUAUAGGAGCCUGGACAUGCUGGAGGGAGACAUGGUUGAAUUUCUUAUCUGAGGAAUUCUGAGAGAUUUCAGAAAAGAGCGGUCUGGGCCAAGCUUCACUGCUGAGGACCCCCCCCCCCCUCCCUCCCUCCCUCCCCCUUGGAACUUUAUGUGUAACAAGGUGACAGUGAGAGGCGGGUCUGGGACGAUAGAAACUGAUCUCCAAACCAGCGCUCUGCUGCAAGAAAAAAGCAAGGAGACUGAAGAACGUUGAGAAAAAAAUAAACAUAAACUGGACAAUGAAGUAAAUGCUGUGAACUGCAGGCAUACACAGGAAGACAGAUGAGCUUGCUCUGUGUGCUGGUCUACAAUACAAUGAAAUCACAUGGAGAAGACAGAAGCUUAAGGAGGCUACUCUUGAUAGUUUUCCUUUGCCUGUUGCAAGGGAUACUGUGCAAACCCCUGUGUUGCGUGGGACAGUAUUUUACACGGACGCUGCAAGCGGCUCAAUGGAGUGGAUAACGGACGUUGCAUAUUUUAUAUGUUGUAUAUUGCUGCUUCUUGUGAGAGAAAUAUGAACGAGGGAGGGAGUGUGUGAGCGGAACUUAUGCAGUACAUCAUUCGGGGCUUUUGAAAAAUAUUGCUUAACUUACUAUAUUAUUAUUAUUAUUAUUAUUAUAUAUAUUUUUUUCUUUACCAAAGUCUUAUUACCCUGUCUCCUAUUUAAUUUUUAUGCCGUUGUUUUUGUGUGUCUCAAGUUCUGUGAAACAAUCUUUAGUGUUCAGGAAGCUCAUGUCUCUUUACAUGAAAGCUAUCCUUAGAUUCCCAUCUGUGACUGUAACUCUCCAGUCGCCUUGGUUACCAGGUCUGAGCGGCCUACGUAUGUACGGGCUACAGUAGGCCCUGUCUCUUUGAAAUGGUGCGCUAGGUUGUUCAACACUUCACAAGCCAUACUACGAAGGACUAUGUGGCCUUUUUGGACCAGAGUGUUCAAACAUUCUUGGCCACUUCCAAAAAAAUGUAUGUAUUGCUAUUUUUGCUUUUGCUAUUUUUAAUUAAAGCUAGCAAGUGAAAAACAAAGUCUUUGAUCUUGAAAGGGCCCUGUAACAAAUGAUUUCCUGUUUAACAAAAGAGGCCCCCUGUAAAACUGAAAGCCAACGCUACAUCAAAUUGACGAUCGGUUUGAUUAAUAGCCUGGGUGGCAAAAACUGCUGUGCAUUGUCACAUGUUACUAGCAUGAAAGUAAAGUCAAAAUUCAAAGCAAGAUCCCUGUUGACAAACAGCAGUUCGGUCCCGACCAUGAAGACUGUAGACGUGCAUGCUGCUAGUCGUUCCUGCGUUCCAGGGAAGCAGUAACAGCCAAUCCCAAAUUCCUCCUGACAGAUGGAAUGUGACUCAAAAGCAAUAGCUAGUCCUGCCUAUUUCAGAUGCCCUCCUUCACUGAUCUCAAGCAUCUCAGUGUUGCUUCUUUUAGUUGUGUUUCUUAUCCCGGGUGCAUUCCCACUGGCAGCUGGUUGUGUCUAGUGCUGGUUUCUAAAUCAGAGAGGCAUUGAAGCACGGUAACUCUGGAGUUAUCCCACUUCUGCCACCAUUAGGAUCCUUAAACGCACUGGGAACUGGAAAAGAUUGGCCAUUGGUUGUAUUGUUUUAAAGAAUCCCUUUUUGUUUUGUAUUUUUCAAGUGCAAUGCAUUUGCUGGCCAGUGCUUUGUAUUGGAAACUGUAGUGUGCCUCCAUAACUUUUUGUGUUCUUGUUGCUGUUUUGUGCUUUGUUUACAAAAAUAAUAUUGUGAAGUGAGAAAACUUAACUUAAUAUAUUUUGUAUAAAUAUUUGUAUUCAAUGAGUAUUUAGUCACAUGAACAUCAUGCCAAAGACAAUUUGAUGCAUUCUUAUUAAGUUAUAACAGUAAGUAUUUAAAAAUGUAAACUUGAGCAUAGCAGUCCACCACAUGGUCUGCCCAUACUUGGAGGUUGCUGUGAGCUUCUUUCUGUGGGGUUUUUGUAUUGAAAUGUCGGUCACAUUUCAUUAAUAAAAUAAAAAUGUAAUAUAUAUAUCUA